Molecule: messenger RNA, 1251 nt
Organism: Didymella exigua CBS 183.55
Lineage: Eukaryota; Fungi; Ascomycota; Dothideomycetes; Pleosporales; Didymellaceae
Product: COP9 signalosome complex subunit 4
Exons: 1
Coding region: 1-1251 (416 amino acids)
Cellular component (GO): COP9 signalosome; cytosol
Source: RefSeq, a predicted model, not a curated record
AUGGCUUCACCAGCAGUUGCCUCUGCGCUCCAGGACGUGCAGUCCGCCGCGACUGGCGACAAGCCCUCGCAGUACACAUCGACCCUCCAACAGAUUACUGCCUCGACCGAGAACCUGUCCGAAAACCUCAGCGCAUACGCCCGAACCCUGCUCGACGACUCGAUAGGGAUAGUCCAGCUGCGGCCGCUGCUCGCCGCAUUCGCAGAUUCCUUCAGCAAAGUGCGCGACGCCGAGGUCAAGAUCGAGGUCGGCGAGCAGGUGGUGUCGCUGCUGCAAUCAAAGGGCGCUGGACAGUAUGAAGAGCAGGAUACGACGAUCAAGGAGGCGCUGGCAGAUGCAUACGAGGUGAUUGACGACUUCAGGAAGUCAGCACAGGUGCUGGCGUCGAUCAACUUGGAGUCGACGCAGAAGAACAUCACAGCGGACGACAAGGCACGGGUAUGGAUCCGGAUCGUGCGGUGCUACCUGGAGGAGGACGACCCGACGAGUGCUUUCUCGCACUUGAACAAGGUCAAGAACAUCAUCUUCAGUGUGACGGACCCGGCGACGCGGGUGCAGUUUUCAGCCGCACAAGCACGCAUCUACGACGCCCAGCGGUCUUUCCUCGACGCAGCGGCAGCAUACUACGGCAUGAGCCAGGAGGCGUUGGUGGCGGACGACGAUCGCGUGUCGGCACUGGGAGCUGCCAUUGUCUGCACGGUGCUGGCACCUGCAGGUCCACAGCGCGGGAAGAUGCUGGCCAAGCUGUACAAGGACGAGCGGGCCAGCUCACUCGACGACUAUCCCAUCCUCGAGAAGAUCUUCCUCGACCGUCUCCUCACGCCUGCAGAGAUCAAGGCGUUUGCCGCGAGGUUGCAGCCACACCAUCUCGCCAAGACGGCUGACGGCUCGACUGUUCUCGACAAGGCCAUCCUCGAGCACAACCUGCUUGGGGCGUCGAAGCUCUACAACAACAUCGGGUUCGACCAGCUGGGGGAGUUGCUGGGGAUCGAUGCCGAGAAGGCGGAAGAGUACGCUGCGAAGAUGUUGGAGCAGGGCCGUCUCUCUGGGCACAUUGAUCAGAUAGAGCGGCUGAUCUUCUUCGAGGGCGAGGCGAGUGGCGAGCGGAAAACAGGGCAUGCGGAGCGGGUGGUGGGCAAGGAGCUGAGGAAGUGGGACGCGAACGUGAUGGGUGUUGCCGAGGAGGUGGAGAAGGUGACGACGAUGAUUCAGAACCAGUACCCUGACUUUUACGCCUCGCAGGUGGUUUAG